CCGACGCUCCCUCUCCCGCCCAUUCCGCGGAUGGGCAAUCCCAGGCGGCGCUCCCUUCAGGGUCUCAGAAUGUCUGGGAGACCUCCGGCAGGAUCUUGAUCCCCCGAGACACCCCGUUUCAUAGUGGAGGAGAACAGCCCAGAUCGGAAAAGUUUUUUUUUGCCCAAAGCCGGUUAGAGGCCCCCUGGCCCUCGAUUCCCAGUGCGGGGCUCAGGUGCACUGCAGCCUAGACGGGACUUACUCUGAGCCGAGCAGCCUCUGGGACCUGUCUGCUUCCCCUGCCCCUUGCAAACACGACGGAGCCCAGAGCUCCCCUGAACAGCAGCUGCAGCAGCCAUGGCCCUACCCUGGGUGCCCGCCAUGGGCUUCACACUGGCGCCCAGCCUGGGGUGCUUCGUGGGCUCCCGCUUUGUCCACGGCGAGGGUCUCCGCUGGUACGCCGGCCUGCAGAAGCCCUCGUGGCACCCGCCUCACUGGGUGCUGGGCCCUGUCUGGGGCACGCUCUACUCAGCCAUGGGGUACGGUUCCUACCUCGUCUGGAAAGAGCUGGGAGGCUUCACGGAGGAGGCUCUGGUUCCCCUGGGCCUCUACACCGGGCAGCUGGCCCUGAACUGGGCGUGGCCCCCCAUCUUCUUUGGUGCCCGACAAAUGGGCUGGGCCCUGGUGGAUCUCCUGUUGGUCAGUGGGGCGGCAGCAGCCACUACUGUGGCCUGGUACCAGGUGAGCCCGCUGGCCGCCCGCCUGCUCUACCCCUACCUGGCCUGGCUGGCCUUCGCAACCACACUCAACUACUGUGUAUGGCGGGACAACCGUGGCUGGCGUGGGGGCCGGCGGCUGCCAGAGUGAGUGCCCGGCCCACCAGGGACUGCAGCUGCACCAGUAGGUGCCAUCAGUGAUGGUGGCUGUCACGCUUUCACAACCACUGGGCCUGCUAGUCUGUCAGGGCCUUGGCCCAGGGGGUCAGCAGAGCUUCAGAGGUGGCCCCACCUGAGCCCCCACCCAGGAGCAGUGUCCUGCGCUUUCUGCAUGCUCAGAGCAUGUUCUCGGAACAUGGAAUUUUAUAAGCUGAAUAAAGUUUUUGACUUCCUUUA
This is a messenger RNA of Rhinopithecus roxellana (golden snub-nosed monkey), 1091 nucleotides long. It is a transcript of the gene TSPO, whose product is annotated as translocator protein. The transcript is spliced from 4 exons. The record is from RefSeq and is a predicted model, not a curated record. Lineage: Eukaryota; Metazoa; Chordata; Mammalia; Primates; Cercopithecidae. The coding region runs from base 337 to 846 and encodes 169 amino acids. Gene Ontology annotation, cellular component: membrane; endoplasmic reticulum. Gene Ontology annotation, molecular function: cholesterol binding.